Molecule: messenger RNA, 201 nt
Organism: Dentiscutata heterogama
Lineage: Eukaryota; Fungi; Glomeromycota; Glomeromycetes; Diversisporales; Gigasporaceae
Source: the annotation of a GenBank genome assembly
AUGUAUAAUGUAAGAAAUUUGACUCUUUAUUUUCCUGAAAACUUUGGCGAUGAUAUAACGAGGAUUUUUUACAUUGGGCUUAAAGGAGAAUGGACUGAGAUUAAGAAUGAUCAGAUCAUAACCAUAUAUGAGGCGACACCUAACCCUGCAGACCAUAAAAAUCCAGCUGAGGAUGAAAGAAUUCACCACACCAUCAAUUGA